Molecule: messenger RNA, 4002 nt
Organism: Xenopus laevis (African clawed frog)
Lineage: Eukaryota; Metazoa; Chordata; Amphibia; Anura; Pipidae
Gene: tdrd7.L
Product: tudor domain containing 7 L homeolog
Exons: 18
Coding region: 372-3716 (1114 amino acids)
Biological process (GO): piRNA processing; lens morphogenesis in camera-type eye; cell differentiation
Cellular component (GO): cytoplasm; P granule
Source: RefSeq, a predicted model, not a curated record
GUGUUGUAGAUAACAACAGGAGUGUACCGUGAGUUAUUUAUUUUAUGACAUAUGUGGGUCUCAAGUUAACAUACUGAUAGUGGCCCAGCAUGUAGGCGCCACAGCCCAGUCAAUGGAUACAGGUACAGUCUCUCCACAGGAUGACCGACUUCUCACACAUGUGUAUUUGUUUUUGGGGGCGGGGACUAGAGCGGCUGCAGCCACAGACAGAUAGCGCAGUUAGAGGAGGGGAGUGUGCGGGGAGCGUGAUCCGAAGGAGGAGGAUUGGGAUCGGCACCAGGAAGAAGAAAGUGACUCGGCGGUGGCAGGGCAUUUGAAGAAACGAAACUGACAGAUAAAACCAGUCAGAUUCCUGUCAGAAAGAAUCAAAGAUGAUGGAAUCAGAGAAGGAACUUGUGGCCAAAAUGUUGCGGGCAGUAUUGCAGGCCAACAAAAAUGGGGUACCUCUACACAAAUUACAGGCAGAGUACAAAUCAUUCACUGGAGAACCAAUUCCCUUCAAGGAUAUGGGAUUUCCUGCACUGGAUGCAUACUUGAAAAGCAUUCCAUCAGUGGUGCGAAUUGAAGUCAGCCGUGUUGGUGAGGUUACUUGCUAUGCUGUAGCCUGCAAAGAAACUGCCCGAAUUGCAGAGCUUGUUGCCCACCAGAGAAGCUCAAAAAAGAAAGGUGGACAUCAAGUGAACUGUCAAAUGAGACUUAAAUCUACUGCUCCCGUCUCUCAUUUUGGAAAGCCUAAAAUAACAUUAAGGCAACCUGGUUUCACUCCUCCACAAGAGAUGAUGAUAAGAAAACCCGUACCUACACCCCCAUGGGGUAAAGGGAAUUAUUUUGGUCCCCGGACAUUUGAAUAUUCACCACAGCCUAUUCCUCAGUUGUUUGGUGUUGCACCAAUGCAAAGGCACCUACCAAAUAUGAACAGGCCUGAGAGGAAAGUAACACUACCACCCCGAUUUCAGAGGGAGGUUAAGUCACCCCUAUUGCCCACUCCUAUUACCGAUUCAAAUGCCAAUCAUACACAGAGUUACAAAAGAGUUGUAAUUGGCAGUGGUCAGUCUGACCUCCCUGUGAUUCAAAAUAACCUGAAAGAGCUUCUGAACAAGCACAGUAAUGGUUUAUGGCUAUCGAAGUUGCCUCAGUUAUACAAGGAGACCUACAAGCAGGAUUUGGGUGGAGAAGUGUUAAAACAGGUUCCAAGUUGGACACACAUAUGCACGGAGAAAUUGCAAAACUGCAGAAGCAAGUCUAGAGUGUUUCGCAUGCGUCAAUGCCAAUACCGAAGGAAUGUCCAGGUUCAGAAACUUGUAAGCAGUGGCCAUACAGAAAUAGUUAUUUAUGCAACUACAAGAAAACAACAGCCCUCUACAAAGAAUAUUCAAAAUCGCAGUAAUGACCAAGCAAAACCAAAUGUGCCUGUUGUUCUUUCAACCCCAUCAUCACCGCCACCUCUGCAGAUUUCAGGCAGUAUCCCCAAAGAUGAACUUAAAGAAAAAAUUUCAACCAUAUUGACUAAGUAUAGCAAUGGUCUUUGGUAUCAUGCUUUACCCAAAGUCUUUGAGGACAUGUUCAAGCAGAAAUUGCCCAUUGAAGCUUUUAAUUUAGAUUCCCUUACUGACAUUUGCACGGUUGACCUUAUUUCUGAAGAGCCCUUUAAAGCUAUCCUUUAUGGUAAAUCAGCUGAAAGGGCAGUCCAAAAUAGUAAUCCCUCAGUCAACAAUAAUAUACCACAAAAACUCCACGAUCGAGAGCCACCCUUGUGCUCAGAAGAACCUGAUAUGACUAUGGCUCCACCCCCUUUGGUCAUACCUUCUGAGGCUUCUCCCUCUGUGCUUGUUGUGGAGUUAAACAGUACUAAUGAUGUGGUUAUAAGGUAUAUUGGCCGUGACUAUUCUGCUGCUCAGGAACGUAUGGAAGAUGAACUUAAAGACUUCUGCAGCAAAAGUUCUACUGCACAGGUUCGCCCUUUAAGAGUUGGUCAGUUGGUGGCUGCAAAAGCAGAGGAAGAUGCUUGGCUGCGGGCACAGAUAUCUGCAAUAGAAGACAAAAAAAUCAAGGUCUGCUAUGUGGAUUAUGGGUUUAGUGAGACAGUUGACAUCACCAAAGUGUGUAAAUUAGGAAAACCAUUCUACACACUUCCGUUUCAAGCAACAAAAUGCAGACUUGCAGGUUUGGAAGCUUUCUGUGAUGAUAGUGUUAUCAUAAAGGCUUUGGAGGCGAAAGCUUGUGGAAAGAUACUGGCAGUCGAAAUACUGCACAAGAGUGAAAAGCCUCUGGUUGUUCUUUAUGAUACCUCAGGGGAUGAUGACAUUAACAUUAAUGCAGCUUGUCUUAAAGAACUUUAUGACCGUUCAUUAAGUUUACAGUUGAAGGCAAAUUUGUCAUUUUCAAAUGUGACUGUGACCAAUGUUUGUUCCGAUGGAACCCUCUUUUGCCAGGUUCCCUCAAAGGGUUUGGCUAAACUGUAUGAGACUUUACAGAAAGUAGACGGUGAAUUUCAAUUUCAGCAAGUUACAUCACAUUUAUAUGUGUCCCUCCCUUUCUGUGGAAAAAUCUGCUUGUAUCACUACAAAGGAAAAUGGGCUCGUGUGGAGAUAACAAAUGUUCACAGCAGUCGGGCAUUAGAUGUUCAUUUCCUAGAUUCUGGAACAAUAGCUUCUGUGAAAGUGUCUGAACUGAAAGAAAUUCCUCCUCCUCUUCUUCGCGAUUUAAUCUCAAUUCCACCUCAGGCUCUUAAAUGCUGUUUAGCUGAUCUUCCACUCAACAUUGGCAUGUGGACACCUGAUGCAGUUCUUUGGCUAAGAAAUACAGUUUUAAAUUGCCCAGAAUGCAGUAUUAAGGUGGUAAAAAUUGAUGAAGCAAUGAAUAUGGUGCACAUUUACCUUUUUACAUCAAAUAACUUUCCGGAUCUUGAAAGGAGUAUUAACCGUCGGAUAACAAAUGAAGAGUUGUUAAAACAAAAACAGAAAGAUGUGUUUCUCAACAUGAGUGUGUCCAGUUUGGAAAAAGGUCGAGGAGGAGGUGCACCGGCAUCACAACUGUUUCCAUCAGGACCCUGUAUAUCUCCUACAAGUGUUGCAAAGAAGCCUGAUAUGCAACAAAGCAGUCCUGUUCCCUCCUUUAAUAUGCCACCAGCCCUUCCUCUUCCCAGGCCUGGUGAACACAUGGAUGUCUUUGUGUCCGUUGCUUGCCAUCCUGGCCAUUUUGUUUGUCAGCCUUGGCAGGAGUUGCACAAGCUGGAAUUAGUGAUGGAUGAAAUGCGUCUCCACUACAGUACUACAGAAGAGAAGCCAAUAGCUCUGGAAAAAAACAAGCUGUAUGCAGCAAAAAUAGAGAAUAACUGGUAUCGAGUUCUGGUGAAAGGAAUAUUAACAAAUGGUCUAGUGUCUGUGUAUGAGCUUGAUCAUGGCAGACAUGAACUUGUCAGUUGUCGGAAGGUUCAGCCUUUGAUUGAGAAAUUCAUGCAUUUGCCGUUUCAGGCCAUUACAAGCCAGCUUGCAGGGAUCAACUGUGAACAGUGGUCCGAGGAAACGUCAAUAGUUUUCAGAAACCAUGUGGAGAAAAAACCACUUGUGGCACUGGUGCAAACAAUUCAUGAGAGCACUCACCCAUGGGAGCGAAGGGUGGUGGCUUACAUUGUGGACACAACUUUGCCAGACACUGACAUUUGGAUUCAUGAACUCAUGACAGAAUAUCUUGCCCAGUUUUCCAAGCCAGAGUAAAGCUGCAUUACCAAAUGACUGCGGACUGAAGCAAUAACAAAAAUAGGAAGAUUUACUUUAGUUAACUUGAUAUUUGGCGUUUGAAAACUAAUGAACAUGAAGUUUGAGACUCUGAAACGUGUUUUUCUGUGAAAGAAAUAACAGAAGACACUUGUUUACAUUGUUAAAAGCCGUUGAUUUUUCUUAAAAAUUUGCACAUUCUUCUUUAAUGUAGCUGUAUAUUGUUAAAAUAUAGUCAGAAAAACCUUUAUUUAACAAUAAAAAUGGUUUCUGCCUGUUGAAAUAC